Carassius carassius (crucian carp) is the source of this 2137-nucleotide messenger RNA. It is a transcript of the gene terf2, whose product is annotated as telomeric repeat binding factor a. Gene Ontology annotation, molecular function: double-stranded telomeric DNA binding; G-rich strand telomeric DNA binding; telomerase activity. Bases 80 to 2044 code for a protein of 654 amino acids. Gene Ontology annotation, biological process: telomeric loop formation; protection from non-homologous end joining at telomere; regulation of telomere maintenance via telomerase. Lineage: Eukaryota; Metazoa; Chordata; Actinopteri; Cypriniformes; Cyprinidae. The transcript has 18 exons. The record is from RefSeq and is a predicted model, not a curated record. Gene Ontology annotation, cellular component: chromosome, telomeric region; shelterin complex; nucleus.
UGACCAAUCAGAGGCGCCGCCCUCCGCCGCGCCCCGCCCUCCGUUGCAGUGUGAGCGCGGGAAGCGCGUGUGUUUGGUGAUGGGCGAGUCCGUGGGAGAAGCACGCUCUCUGAGCGAUGAGCAGAUCAUCAACCGAUGGAGCUUCGACUACUACGUGUUCAAGGCCCUAAGUGCCUUCAGAGACGCGGACUACACGGCCUUCACACACUUCACCAGCAUCGUCGAGAGUCUGGUGGUCAGACCCGUCGACGGACACAGCGACAUGAUCGUGAAGCUGCGCUGCAUGCAGUUCCUGUCCCGGAUCAACAACGGCGACAAGCUCGAUCUGACGUUUGAGGAGCCCAAGACCCCUCUGGAGUCAGCUCUGAGUGUGCUGGAGGACAUCUGCAGGGACAUGAGCGUCCCCCCACGAGAGAAGGAGCGCGUCCAGCAGGCCAUCAUCGAGACGCUGAUGGUGGUGUGUCUGCGCAGCGGGGAGUUCACGAGGGCCGAGGAGGUGCUGCUGACACACUUCAGCGACGCUACAGACUCAGCCGGGAAGAGGAAGUUGUUUGAGAGUCUGGUCCGGCGCCGGCGCUCCUCUCACUCAGUGCUGCAGCUCAGCUCUUACUCUGACUUCAAGCAGGACAUGCUGGACUUCAUCGAGCGACUGUACCGCGUCCCAGAGCCCUUCCUCCUGCAGAUGCUGAGGCGCUCAGGACACCCCGGCGUCAGCUCUGAGCCCGUCACCUCGUCCUCACAGGACCGACAGAAGGAUCAUGGCGGUGCGGUGCGUCUGAGUCUGCGCGGUCUACGUCAGGUGUACGGUGUGCUGAGCGAGCGCUACGGGGUCAGCGUGUCCUUCUCUCAGCUGCAGCAGGAGCUGGAGCACGAGGACGAGCAGGAGCAGAGCCCUGGGCUACACCUGGCCCUGUCCGAGACGCCCCGGGACCCAGAGAGCCAGCCGCCCUACGCCGGGAUGACCAUCUCACGCCUGGUGCAGGAGGACGACAGCCAGCUGAGCGACCAGGAGCAGGAGACACGCUCGCCUCACAGGAUCCUUGUCACCAGCGGCCCAGAGUCAGACGAGCCUGAGCUCCAGACGCCCGUCACACACAGCCACAGCAGUGAGUGCUCCCCGGCUCAGACCUGCUCUCCUGCUCAUCACACACAGAAACACAUCAGGAUGAUCCUGUCCAGUGAUGUGGAGCUGGAGGACCACGCCGCGUCUCCUCCGUCCAGACGCUCCUCCAGACAGCAGCAGCAGAAGAAGAGCCAUCACAGUGAGUCUGAGUGUGUGCUGAUGGAGGAGGAGGACAGAGGCUCAGCUCGGGUCUCUUCUCCCGCUCGUCCCAGCAGCAGCAGCAGCUCUCCAGCCGUCAGACGCUCGGCCAGAGACACACCGAGACAGAGCAGUGAUGUGGAGCUGGAGGACCACGCUGUGUCUCCUCCGUCCAGAUGCUCCUCCAGACAGCAGCAGCAGAAGAAGAGCCAUCACAGUGAAUCGGCUGAAUCAGCUCCGGUCUCCACUCCUGCUCGUCCCAGACGCUCGGACAGAGAGACACAGAACCAGAGCCAGAGCAGUGAGUCUGAGUGUGUGGUGGAGCUGGAGGUGAAGGAUGGAGGUUCAUGCGUCCAGCACUCGACUCCCGCUCGUCCCAGCAGCACAGACACACAGAGGCACAGGAACAGGAGUGUGACUGUGUCCAGCGAGUCUGAGGAGAACAGUGAGUCUCCUGCAGCGAAGACGCCCCGCCGCAGCCGCAGCUCUCCGUCCCCUGGAGGAGCUCACAAGAGGAGGAGGGCCAGAUGGCAGGACGUGUCCGGGACGCACGAGAACUGGAGCGAUGAGGAGUCACUGUUCAGCAGCACUUCAGGUCGCUCCAGUAAGAAGAGCAGCAGGAAGAUGUGGACGCUGCAGGAGUCGGAGUGGCUGAAGGAGGGAGUGCGGCGCUUCGGCGCGGGACACUGGGAGAAGAUCCGCUCCUCCUUCCCCUUCACCGAACGCAGCGCGGUCAACCUGAAGGACCGCUGGAGGACCAUGCUCAAGCUCAGGCUGGUGUGACCACACCUCUUUUAUCAUGUUUUAUACUCCUCUUCCUGUUUUAAAAACACAUGUUCAGCUUGUUCCCUAUUAAACCUUUGUUCUGUUCGUGCA